Messenger RNA from Argiope bruennichi, 354 nucleotides. RefSeq lists its product as uncharacterized. Gene Ontology annotation, molecular function: ubiquitin protein ligase activity; ubiquitin conjugating enzyme binding. NCBI's taxonomy places the organism in Eukaryota, Metazoa, Arthropoda, Arachnida, Araneae, Araneidae. Bases 1 to 354 code for a protein of 117 amino acids. Gene Ontology annotation, cellular component: endoplasmic reticulum membrane. Gene Ontology annotation, biological process: positive regulation of proteasomal ubiquitin-dependent protein catabolic process; norepinephrine metabolic process; protein polyubiquitination. The transcript has a single exon. The record is from RefSeq and is a predicted model, not a curated record.
AUGAAAACUAAUUACAAGUGUCGUAAAUGUCGUCAUAUUCUCUUCUCCGAGAAAGAGGCCUGUAAUGCUCACGGAAUAUCGUUUUCUGUGCAACCAAAUGAAGCAAAGUUUUUAGAAACUUGUAAACAAAGUGCAGAAGUGUGUUAUAUCAAAGAAGAUGAAUUUCUUCCUUGGAUGAAAGAACAAGUGGAGACUGGGGACUGGAUGCGAGGAAAAUUAUUCUGCCCUACUUGUUCUAGUCGAAUCGGAUCAUUUGACUUUGUGAGUGGAUUCAAGUGUCAUUGUGGACACCAUGUGCUACCAUCCCUCCAUGUAGUUUCAAGUAAAAUUGAUCGUGAACUGACAAUAUAUUAG